Messenger RNA from Pestalotiopsis fici W106-1, 2232 nucleotides. RefSeq lists its product as uncharacterized. Lineage: Eukaryota; Fungi; Ascomycota; Sordariomycetes; Amphisphaeriales; Sporocadaceae. The transcript has a single exon. The record is from RefSeq and is a predicted model, not a curated record. Gene Ontology annotation, cellular component: nucleus. Gene Ontology annotation, molecular function: RNA polymerase II cis-regulatory region sequence-specific DNA binding; zinc ion binding; DNA-binding transcription factor activity, RNA polymerase II-specific. Gene Ontology annotation, biological process: positive regulation of transcription from RNA polymerase II promoter by galactose; DNA-templated transcription. The coding region runs from base 1 to 2232 and encodes 743 amino acids.
AUGGCUACCAAGAAUGCCGAGUUAGACUUCUCGAGGCAGCCCCGCCCAACUUCACUACGCUACAGGCAGAAACGUAGCCAAGUCGCCAGAGCCUGCGAUGGAUGCCGCGCGCACCGUAUCAAAUGCGACAACAACUUUCCUUGCUCAAAUUGUGAGUCCCGUGGUAGGCACUGCAGCAAUGAUGGGACGGCCAGAACGUCGACCCUUUCGCAGGCUCACGAUGAGAUCGCACGGCUGAAGAAGAGAGUCGAAGAGCUGGAGGCAGAACUGCAGCGUGGACAGGACAAGCAGUAUCCUCACCAACAAGCUACCCCAUCGGACUCCUCUUCAUCUGAUCUCGCCAACCUCGAAAGCCAUGAUCCCAAGUCAGCUCCGCAAAAGGUUCAUUGGCAAGGUAUAGCAAUUCGACCGACUCGCUCACCAAACGAGACUUGGUACGGAGCGUCAUCACUAUACUAUUACAUUCAUCGCUUGAGCACUUAUUUGAGCUCAACUUCUCGAGAAACAAGUUCUGCAAAUAGCAUGCUACCUGCUUCGGCCAAUACAGGCAAGCUUCUAGGAAGAUCAGCAAACGAGCCCGAGGACACGGUGCGAUCUCUCAAACUUUCAGCAGAUGGCUCAACAUCCGAUGGGGUUUAUCUCAGUCCGAUCCAGGAGGGAUAUUUCAUCAGCCUUUUCUGGGAAACCUACCACACAUCAGUCCUCCCCAUCAUAAACGAGGCGCACUUCAAGGAGCACUAUCAGUCUUUGUGGGCAGAGUCUGGGGCUACGCGCAGACCGUCAGCGCUGGUCGACAUUGUCGUUGCAAUCGCGAUGCAAGUUGGCAUCGCCGCGCUGCCGUCCGAUCAGCAGGGUGCGCUCGCAGCGGAUGCGGAUGCCACCAUUGCCGGUCGGUGGCAUUAUCGCCGUGGGCAAAUGCUACUGUCGCUCGAGGCCGAGAGUCCUACCCUAAGCACCCUGCAGUGUCACUUGCUUUGUAUAUGUUAUCUUUGCGGAGGUUCGUUUCAUAACAUGGUUGACAUGGCUUGCUCUCUUUCCGUGCGAACCGCACAGAUUUUGGGCCUCCACGUGGAGAGUUCCGAUAUGCCGGAACCGGAGCGCCAACUGCGGCGACGUCUAUGGUGGGCCGUAUACUUGGUGGAUAGCAAGGUCGGAAUGAAGCUAGGCCGACCGUUUCUCCUCCGGGACGACUAUGCGAUGCCCGAAAUGCCCAGUGACCGCUUCGAUGCCGCCAACACUUCAGGUUCCACCUUUACACCUCUUGGCCAAAAUGCUACCUGGCUAAGCUUCAACCUCGAAAUGACCAAGCUAUACAUGAAGGUGCGACAAGCUCACACUGCAUUUUAUGGCAAAGAGACAUGUGCGCACACCAGUCAAGGCAUAUGGGACGAUGACCAAGUUUUGGAAGAGUAUGCUAGAUUGCUCUCUUCCCAUACUAACGGCCUCGACCAGUGGGCUACUUUGGUCCCCGCCGAGCUCAAAACGAAGCGACGGACUGGUGGUAAACCGUUCUUCGAUGAUGGUUCAUUUCUCGAGGUUGAACACUUUUCCCCAGCGUGGGUUCAGCGGCAGAGAGUAUUGUUAGAGCUUACCUACCAUCAUCUUUGCGUCAAUCUGUACCGACCAUUCAUCUCCUUCGCCGCCAGGCCAGUGAUGGACUCGGAAGCACAGAGAGUCGCAACGCGAUGCGCCGUACACGCGAUAUCAUUUUCGAAUAUCGCACAUCAGAUUCUCUCAACGACUCCCAUCCUCAACGGUUGGCUUGAGACAUUCCAAGGGCAAUGGAGCUCGGCCAUGACGCUGAUUGGGUUCGUGCUAAUGUAUCCUCAUGGGCCCAUGGUAUCAGUAGCCAGGGCUGGCAUCGAUCAUAGCAUCGCAGUUUUUGACAUUUUCGGAGCUAGCUUCUCGGUCGCGGCAGAAGCAGCCAGGAUCACACGUGAAUUGUGCAACAAGGUUGACGCCAUUGUGGCGCAACGCAGACCUCGGCAUGAUACACUGCCAUCAUCGCUCGAUCCAAUAUUCCCAACAUCAGAUGCAGAUACAAAUUCCAUCUGCGGUAAUGUGGUGAUUGAUCAUGGUCUGAUGAGCCUUGAUGCGGUCGACAGUGCUUUCAGCAUCCAAAACAACCUGGACGGACUGGGUCCUGGCCUGUUUGACAUGGCACUGGACAUUGAAUUCUGGGCUGACCUUGACAUGCUAUGGCCACAGGCGGAAAUUCCGACUGUACCAUGA